Colletotrichum navitas is the source of this 2019-nucleotide messenger RNA. RefSeq lists its product as uncharacterized. NCBI's taxonomy places the organism in Eukaryota, Fungi, Ascomycota, Sordariomycetes, Glomerellales, Glomerellaceae. The record is from RefSeq and is a predicted model, not a curated record. Bases 183 to 1793 code for a protein of 536 amino acids. The transcript has 3 exons.
CAGUCGAGUGAGCUUUCAGGGAACGCAUGCAAGUGUUGUGACGAUGACGCGCGCCGCACCUGCAUCUCUGACCGCAGAGGUCAAGCUUCUUGUUCACCUCCCCCCCGUGUAGCCAACUCUCCGACUCGCAACCUUACAACAUCCAUCAAAAUACAGCAGACAAUCAGUCAGUGCAAGAAAACAUGGCGCCGGUGCCGCUAGAACCGGAAGUAAAGUAUCUGCCUUUGAGCCUUGUCGGUGGUCACGCACUUGCAGUGCUCUAUCUCGGCUUCACUGUCGCUCAAAGCCUGUACAAAGCGUAUCACGAUCAGCCGCCGUCUCAGAUGACAAGAGCAAGACUUGAUCGACGCGCCAUUCUUGCACCUCUUUUUGCAUGCUUGGCUCUCGUCAGCUUGUAUUUUGCAGGCUACUGGACAUUGAGCUACGCGAAGCUCUCAUAUCGCGUCUGGGCGGAUCAGCGAGGAGUUGAAGCCCCGGUUCGCUUCUAUGGCGAUCAUGGUCUCUUCCCCAGCCAAAAUGCGACUCGGGUUUAUCCUGGUCGCUGGCUGACAGAUACUUCAGUCCACAUGGACGCUCUGGAGAUCGUCGCGGAGAAGACUCGCCGGUUUUGGUGGGGACAGCAGAUCGAACUUGCAACGAUCUCGUGGAGCUUGUUGCUGGUUGUUGAAGGGCGACGGCGGAACAUUCCUUUUGUUUGGGCCUAUCUUGCCUUGGCACAUCUCGUCAGCUUGUCUUUCGCCCAGAACCUAUUUUAUUUGGCACUGCUUCUCACGCCAGCCUCAAGCGCUACUGGACAUCAAGAGCGCCCGACUUCUACAGUUGGACGUUUGCGCCACAAAUUAUUUCCCCCGAAGCCUGCAAACUGGCUCCCACACCCCGCAUUACUCUUGGCUUCGUUCUGCACUACGUAUGUUCUGAUCCACUGGGCACCCUCAACGGCAGGCACAGACACGUUUGCCAAGAUUGCAGUGGCCGGGCGGAUGCUUUCGUUUGCUCCCGUUGUUAUUCCCUCCGUGGUUCCGGCCAGCUGGGGAACAGUGUACAGCGACCCUCAUGGGGCAUACGGUAUCUUCGUUGAACUCUUCCGAUUCGUUUCUACGACAAGUUUCGUUUUCCAUGCUAAAGGGACCGCACUUGGUCUGCUCUACAACACGCCGGAUGCCCACUUCCACCGCCACAGUCGAUUCCUACCCUUUGACAAAGGCCAACGCUCGACUUGGGAGCGGACAACAACGGCGAUCGGCAAGGUUUUGGGAUCGGCAUCCGAUCACCCUGUUGUAGCUGCUGUGGCAUGGGACGUUUUGCUCAGUGGGGCCAGUCAGGGGUUGUGGGCAGCAGUGCGUGCGUUGGAUGUAAACGACAUUCUAGCCUCCGCAACUCCGUUCGUCCAGAAGGAUCUUUCGAGGGCGCAGUCAUCACCCGGGCUGCUAGAAGAAGCCGAUAAACCAACGCCGGAACCGGAAUCGGCUAGCCACGCCGGCGCUAGUACCAUCCGACGCAGGGGCCGCCCACCAAAAGCCAAGUCUGAAGAGAUGUCAAUUUCAGAGACGCCUGGGUCUAGAAGCAUCCGCCGAGGGCGACCCCGAAAGCACACAGCAAAACCCGAGGAGGCGCCGGAAGAUGAUGCCUAUGAGCCGAGCCCGGCAGAAAGCCGUGCUGCGGUGGAGGGCGACGAGCUGCCUGAUAGCGAUCUGGACUGGGAGUCCGCAGCUUUGGCAUGGGGUCUCACAGCUUUGGGCGGGCUUGGAUCGAGCAGUGCUGGUGUAUUCGGGGCCGAGUGCAUAUCUCGGUAAGCUAGUGAACAGUAAAUCCAGAGCAGUGUGAGUAGGGUAGAGACGGGUCUGCUACGCGAUGCAUCACUUUCAACAAAUUCGAGUGGAACUAGGUAGGGCAUGACUACCUGUGGGCCUGAAAGCCGCCAGGGGAAUCGUGACUUGGUUUAUGGUAAAGUUCCGUAAAACCUAAGAGAUUUUUGGAGAUAGAGAUGUAGGAACCGAUCUUCUUUCGUCUAAUACGUGC